This is a messenger RNA of Meleagris gallopavo (turkey), 1283 nucleotides long. The record is from RefSeq and is a predicted model, not a curated record. Lineage: Eukaryota; Metazoa; Chordata; Aves; Galliformes; Phasianidae.
CUUUCUGACUCAAUCCCUACAGAUUUCCAAGGCACUCCCCUCUUCUUCCCCUCCUACAAAGUGAGCCUUUCCCCACAGCUGCUGGUCUCCUUUCUCCCUGCUGACCAGACUCUGCUGUUGUUGCAGGAUAUACACGCAGCCAGGGCCAGCCAUGUAGGCUCCAUCCCCCAGAGGUCUCAGCACGGCCGGCCUGGUGAUGACAACCCUGUAGUCCACUUCUUCAAGAACAUUGUCUCACCCCGUACUCCUCCUCCAAUGCAAGCGAAGGGAAGAGGACUGUCCCUCACCAGAUUUAGCUGGGGUGGUGAAGGACACAAGCCAGGAUACGGAAGUGGAAAAUUCUAUGAGCACAAAUCUGCUCACAAGGGACAUAAGGGAUCCUAUCACGAGGGCCAGGGCACUCUUUCCAAAAUCUUUAAACUGGGAGGCUCUGGCUCCCGGCCUGGAUCACGAUCUGGCUCACCAGUUGCGAGACGCUGAAGUUCUACGAUGCCAUUCAAGGAUCACGCACUCUGCUUCAUAAUCUAACUGCCUUAAAAUUAAUAACAACUGCAAGAAUUACCUAGUUAGACGCAGUCCAUUACUUAGUGCCAAUUAGGUUCUGCAUGCAGUAGAUGAUACAAACAACUUCUAUUGGCAAUCCCUGACCAACAGUUGAAUGAAAGGAACACACAAAGUAGCUUUACUAGCUGUUCUCCCUGUUUUACGUAGAGUAACAAGACGUCUGACUUUACUCAUUCUCCUUCAGGGUGCCCUAACUGUAUGCUGGACUUCAUUAUUUCUCCCAGGCUCCUAAUCCGAGCUCCAGCCUCCUGGUUUCAUUUUAGUGAAGGUCAGAAUCGCAAAUAAAGAGUUAAUGUCUCUUAAUGACUGAGCACUGCCAUUAAUGAGCUUUCAAAACGCUGCUGUAAAAACAAACACAAAAUCCACCAUGUGCAGAAGUUGUAAGGACUGUUUAUCCAAAUUCCUUUUUUUUCUUUCUUUUUCCUUUUUUGAUUUGGGACUUUGGUUUGGUUCCUGUUUUAAUCUUCCUUCUCUCACUCACAGAAUAAUUUAUUUUCAUAACAGGAUUAGGCAGUCACAGAAAGGUUCACCAAACAUUGCGAGUUCAAGGUAUGUGAAAUGUGGGAGGGGGCAGAUGUAGUAGAAUCAAUACGAUGCAGAGCAAUGGCAAUAAGGAAACGCUUUCCGCACCACAAAUUGCUCGCCGCAUCCACACCAUUAGAAUUAAGAGUAGAUGAGGGAGAGAAAGAGGAUUUCAAAUUUGAGUUAGACUAAUGCUA